This is a messenger RNA of Echinops telfairi (small Madagascar hedgehog), 1273 nucleotides long. It is a transcript of the gene BARX2, whose product is annotated as BARX homeobox 2. The record is from RefSeq and is a predicted model, not a curated record. Gene Ontology annotation, cellular component: nucleus. Bases 1 to 840 code for a protein of 279 amino acids. Lineage: Eukaryota; Metazoa; Chordata; Mammalia; Afrosoricida; Tenrecidae. The transcript has 4 exons. Gene Ontology annotation, molecular function: RNA polymerase II transcription regulatory region sequence-specific DNA binding; DNA-binding transcription factor activity, RNA polymerase II-specific. Gene Ontology annotation, biological process: regulation of transcription by RNA polymerase II.
AUGCACUGCCACGCCGAGCUCCGGCUGAGCUCGCCCGGCCAACUCAAAGCAGCCAGGAGGCGCUACAAGACCUUCAUGAUCGACGAGAUUCUCUCCAAGGAGACCUGCGACUACUUUGAAAAACUUUCCCUCUACUCCGUGUGCCCGUCGUUGGUGGUGCGACCCAAGCCCCUGCAUUCCUGCACAGGCUCCCCAUCCCUUCGGGCAUAUCCUCUCCUCUCAGUCAUCACCCGGCAGCCCACAGUCAUCUCCCACCUGGUCCCUGCUGCCCCAGGUAUCGCCCAGGUGUUGUCCCACCACCCAUCCACUGAGGCUGCCCCUGUGGAAGCGCCGGGUGGCGAUGCUUUGGCUAGCAGUGAGUCAGAGACUGAGCAGCCAACACCCCGGCAGAAGAAGCCUCGCCGCAGCCGCACCAUCUUCACUGAGCUGCAGCUCAUGGGCCUGGAGAAGAAAUUCCAGAAGCAGAAGUAUUUGUCCACCCCAGACAGGUUGGACUUGGCUCAGUCUCUUGGACUCACUCAACUGCAGGUGAAGACGUGGUAUCAGAAUCGUAGGAUGAAAUGGAAGAAAAUGGUCCUUAAAGGUGGACAGGAAGCUCCCACAAAACCCAAAGGUCGCCCUAAGAAGAACUCCAUCCCCACGUCGGAAGAGAUUGAAGCUGAAGAGAAGAUGAACAGCCAGGCCCAGAGCCAGCAAUGCCCAGAGCUCCCUCAGAGGCACGAAGUGCCCCAUGACCCAGAGGAACCAAAGGCCCGUCAUGUCGCCUUAGAGGUGGCAGAGCCCCCAGGCCAGCCCCAGGAGUUGCCAAUAACCUCUUCGGAACCCCCACCAUCAAGCUAAAAUAAAACCCUUUGGGUGGGGAGGGGGAGAUUGGGAAGAAGGGAAAAGAGAGAAGACAGGGAAGUUAGGGAGGGAAAAGCUUCGGAAAGACUAUACAGCUUGGUAAACGUGGGGAGAAGAGAUCCCUGUCUUCUCCCUCCCAAAGCUCUCAGUGGUGUUUUCAUCGCAAGCAUUGCUGAUGGUGACUUGCUCAUCUCAGGCCUUUCUUCUACAGAGAGGCCGCUUUAGCCCUUGAUUCAAGGAGGCAGCUCCUGGAACUGCCUGUCCCAGGCGGAGAGCUGGUGGAGGGGCUCUCCACCCAACAGCUGGUCACAGUAGAGAUUGCUCUGGCUCCUUACUUUGCUGGCCCUGAGCGGCAGAGAGAUGUGGACAGCAGGCCCUGGAUCCUUGCUGACUCCGCACUUAUUUCUGUAGUUUUACAAGAGAAUUUAAC